CUGUCAGAAUGAACUCAGCACUUGGGGACAAUUUAUUUAAGUACUUUCCAGCUUAUUAGCUUUUUCUUUCCCCUGUUCUGUCUGCUAAUGAAACCGUCCUUUUCACCGAAAACGAAAGUGACUCCUAACUCUCUCUCUCUCUCUCUCUCUCUCUCUCUCUCUCUCUCUCUCUCUCUCUCUCUCUCUCUCUCCCCGUCUCCCCUUGUGCCGGUUUUUAUUUGUCUCACUGGUCAAUAUGUAGCACGGAUAUCCAAGACUUUCCUCAUUUAUUCAGCCACAGAUUUUGACACUCUAUCGUCUCGUUAUGGAGAGUCGUGCAGGAGCGAACAUGCAGCAGAACGACGAGAAAAGUAUAGAGAAACUCAUGGACGAGCACCUGAGAGCGAACGGUCUCUGCCGCAAGAAGAUAGCCAAAGACGGCUCGUGUUUGUUCCGAGCCGUGGCUGAGCAGGUGCUACACUGUCAGGGUCUGCACACCAGGGUUCGGGCCGAGUGUGUGAAAUACCUCAGACAGAAACGGGACGUGUAUGAGUCGUUCAUCGAAGGGGAUUUUGAGGAAUACCUGCACAAGCUUCAGGAUCCUCAGAGCUGGGUUGGACAAGUGGAAAUAAGUGCCCUGGCUGUUCUUUAUAAGCAUGAUUUCCUGAUUUACCAGCAGCCUGGAGAGCCUCCAGUGAACAUCACAGAGAACGGUUACCCUAAUAAGGUGUUGCUCUGCUUCCUGAACGGGAACCAUUACGACAGCGUUUACCCAAUACCAACUGUCAAAAAUGCUGCCUUGUGCCAGUCGAUCCUGUACGAGAUGCUGUACGAGCGUGUGUACGGGGUGGACCAGAGCGUGUUAACAUCAAGUCUGAAGACAUCCAAAGUAAAGAAUGAGACCGUGGAGACAGAGCAGUGCGAGAGCAGCGGGGACUCGGACCUGAACGACGGAGAUGAUUUCUGGUCCAGUGAAGCUACAGGCAGGACAGCUGGUGUGAACAACAGGACAGCUUACAAGGGCCGUGGGCGUGGCCAAACCAGAGGAGCAGGGCGUGGCUCACUGCAUCGUAAGGUGCAGGAAUCCCUGAACCCCACCUUUUACAGGAACGUGGAGUACGACGUGUGGAUGCACUCUAAACGAGUUCAGCAGAGGAGGGAUUUCUGCAUGGCAGCCGGGAUGCAUUACAAGGCUGGAGACAAGUGUCAGGUACGGUUGAACACCACUGAUCGAUUCUACAGUGCCUACAUUCAGGAUGUCAGCCCUGAUGACGGACCUGUCACUGUCUUCAUCGAGGAACUUGGAGAGAAACACACUGUUCCCCUCUGGAAUCUCCGCACUUCUUCAGAAGAUUCCUGGUCUAAGGUGACGGAGAAAAGCAAAAAACAAACUACAUCCAGCAACAACGGGCCCACAGAGCACGAGACCAGACCUGGAAGGAAGCCCAUGAGGUCAAUUUCACAUGGUAAUACUGCAACCUCAGGCUCCGCCCCUAGCAACCGCAUACAACAUCAGCAUUCAUGGCCCCCGAAGAUCAGCGCAGAGCCUCAAUCAAUAGAAAAGAACGAUAGCAGCAGGAGGAGUGAUCAGGGCACGGGUAGUACGUGUGUGUCACCCGUAGAGAAAGACGAACACGCACUGCUGGAGAUCCUGAACAAAGACGAGGAGAAUUUCCCGACACUCGAAGCCAGCUCGCAGGCUGCCAAUGCCGAGAGGAGUCGAAGAGCUGAGAAGAAAGGCUCACGUAAGAAAGCUCCUGCAGAUACCAAAGAGCAACCUCUGACCCCUGUUCCCAAAGAAGAAAGAGGAAAACAGUCAAAGAAAGCGUCAGUGGACGAAGACCAAAGAACAACUCCUCCCCCCAAAGAGGAUCUUAACCCUUCACCCGCUACAACCUUAUCUGCCACUUCAGCUUCAAAGUCCUCAAAAGCUGCCCCUUCAUCCACAGCAGCUGCACGAGUUCCCUACAAAGCAUCAUCUUUGUCUGCUCGCAUUUCUUCCGUUAAUUCUAAGUCUGAUUCUGGUUUAUCUACAAAAUCCCCAGAUUCUUUACAGACUACCACUGUACAGUCUCAAACUGGCCCUUUAAGACCGGGGGCUUUUUUACAAACUACCCCCAUUCAGUCUCAACCUGCUCCUGUGUCAUCCACAGGACACCAGGAUUCUAUCCAGACUACCCCCAAUCAGUGUCAAACUGCUCAUGCUCCAUCUUCCAGACCCACAGUUGAAGCUCAAGCUGCCCUUGACACAUCUAAAGUGGUCCCGUUAUCUUCUAAGACUACCCUCGCUCAACCACAAACUCUCCCUGCUCUUGUCACACCUACAUCUUCCCCAGUAUCCUCCCCGUGUACUCCAACUCUUUGUUUAACUGGCCCCAACCCCACCCCUGUGACGACUCCUUCAUUUCCCCAGAACACUUCUCAAACAAUUCAAUCUCAAGUCUCAGAUCUGACUCCCACAAUAACUACCCCUGUGCCCCUGGACCAUGUUCCAGAAGCUACCACCACUAGUACUAUUCUUUCCCAAACGACCACAAUACCCUUAUCUCCAGACAAACCUCCCCCGAACACUGUAUCUACUCAAUUAUUUACCCCUUCCUCCUCUCAAACUGCUCCUGCACCCACUCCUGCCCUUUCCCAAACUACCUCAGCAAGUCCUGUCUCUGCCCCAUCUCAGAUUACUUCUGCUGCUCAAGUCCCUGUUUCAACAGAUCUUUCUGCCACCUCAAAAUCGCAACCUUAUUCAGCUGGUGUACACAUUCCUGUUCAUGCCCCCCAUUCUAUCACUCCUCCCGCUCUACCAACCCCUUUACCUGCCCCCCCUUACCCUGUCGGGUUUGGUACUCCUCUGCCGUAUCCACCAUACCCCCCAUAUCCUGCCUGUGUGCCAUCUUUAUCUCCAAAAGCAUCCGCUCACAUGACCGAUCCCUGUCUUCCUCCCGCUGUCCCAACUCCACCUUUCUCUCAUUCUGCUGAUUCCUACCUGUACGAACAUCCAGUCCCAACCGCUGCAGCAGGUGCCGGAAGCCCCUUGUUGCCCGAUGCCCCACCACAGCACUCCGUCACACUCGCGCAGCUCUGCCAAGACAUGCUUUACCCCGGUUUUCCUCAGAACGAAAACGACGAAUAUGUUCAGCUCCCAUCGUUUUCCCAGCACAGGAGCGGAAAAGACCUGCCGACAGACGCGAGGGUCCUUAGAUUCUUCUAUAACCUUGGACUUAAGGCCUACUUGUAUCAGAUGUUGCCCCCAGUUACCUACCUGGCACCACUGGUUCAGGCCUACCACCACAUGCAGCUUAAAGUCUCUCCUUCUCCUGUAUCCUGGCAACCAGACAACAACUCUAGACCAAUUUUUUCCUCCCCCAACCCUUCCCUAGCUAUGAGCACCCCCGUCAGUCAUUUUGAUGUAAGGGGUGUGGUUCGAACCCCUUCUCCAAUGGAAGGUGGGGUGUUCAGCCAUCCUCCACUGCCUCUACAGAUGCCGUUGCCUCUUGCCUCCCACCCCAAUGUCUAUGCAAGUAUGUGUCCAGUUCCCCCCACUUGUCCACCGCUACAGUAUUCUGCCCCUCCACCCUCUAUAGGGCCUCAGCAUCUCCCUGUAUCCCCUCCCCAACCAUAUAGGAUGGAUAACCCCAUGACGACAGCGGCACCAAUAACGGAAGGAGCUCAGGGGGAUCGAAGGUCUUUGACUCCACAAGCAGAAAAAACAUUUUGGGCCGGUCAACAACAUUCGGAGGGUGGAGACGUCAAGCGAGGGGCUGUCCCUGUUACCAUGGAGAUACAGCACAGUAGUGGACCUCAAGCAGGUGUGAGUGGAGCGGAGCUAAAUUCUGUGAUGUUGGCCAAUGGGAACAGACAAGCAAAGGGAGGAGGUUUCUCAGGAUCCUCACUGGAAAAUUAUGAGCGAGAGCAGGAGGAGCUCAGUGACACAGACGUCAUAACAAGGCAGAGCUACCAAAGUCAGUCGUACAAAUCCGGAAGUAGGCGUGGCCAGGAUGACAGAGGAGGGUUCAGGGGGCGUGGCUCGCGUGGAAGAAGAGAGACAGGAUGGGUAAGACAUGACGGGCAAUUGCCUUACAGAGGAUCUGGUGGCAGGAACAGAGGACGAGGCUACAAUAACACCAGAGCAACAGGAUACCCAAGCAGGCAGUUGGCACCUGCACCCGAAAGCUGACAAUCGCUCGUUUCUUUUGCUAUCAGUUCUCUCGGAUUUUGGGAACCUGUUCAUUUUUAAAAUUUUCCUUUACUAAUUUAAAAUGAUUUCGCCACUUCGUCUUCCCAGACUGGCAAGUCCACGCUGUAUCGACAUGUUUGUUUGUUUAUAUUAAAGGUAAUAAAAGUGGUGGAAUAGGAAAAGGAACGCCUUUUAGGAGAACGCUAAAUAUGCACCUUUAUCUCUCAGCUGAAUGUCCCUGAUUUCGCACUGUACAUUUAUCUCACUUAGGAUUUGUAAUGAUCGAAGCUGCACGUGAAUCUCGCUAAUGAGCUUUUGUUUACUGUUUGUUUCAGCCUUAUAGGUGAGCUCAUGGGCUAUUUCGAUCAGUCGUGUAAAAGGAAAUUAGCAUAACUCCAAGAUCCUGCUUGGAGUCUGUUCACUUACACGGUUCGGUGUCUGAGUUACACCGAACCGUAUAACUGAACACCGGAACGUUACGAAGGCCGUCGUCUAGAACAACCAGCUUCACGCCUUCUAAAGAUGUUUUGUCUAAAUUUGUUCUUUCGCCCGAAUGUUCAGGACAUCUGAAUAGAGUUUCCGCUUUUCCAAUUUGCAUUUGUGUCGUUCUGAAUUACUCCUUCACAACAACGAUUUGCCACCUCCAAAUGUUGUCCGUCGACUAAGCCAAGAUCCCACAUUGUUUCUUUGAAGAAAAGCAUCUUAUGCUGAAUUCCCUCUAGAACCAUAAAAACCCAGUAUCCGCUUACUAACGUCUAAAUAGCUCUUUAGAUUAGAUUUAUGGUCAUCAGUGAUGCACAUGUUAAUAAGGUUUGAUGUAACUUGGGUGAUGAAGCAGUUGUUGGUCUUCACUGUAGUUUAGGAUGCAGGAGAAUACGAGCUGCUGUGUUAAGCCACAGUUAGUCAGACGUCUCGUGUACCGGUCAAUACGAUCGUACACGUUACGCUUACAUGAAAUAUUUAUUUCCUGUAUCUUCAAACAUGAACUAAACCGAACACUGGAACGUUACGAGGGCCGUCGUCUGGAACGACCAGCUUCACGCCUUCUAAAAGACUUUUGUCUAAAUUCGUUCUUUCGCCCGAAUGUUAAAGACAUCUGAACAGAGUUUACGCUUUUCCGGUUUGUAUUAGUAUUUGUGAGUGAAUUUUAACGCUAUUGUCUGUACACUGUAGUCGUCUGCCACCUUACGAUGCACUUUCGUUCCCGAGCCUGUCGGACUUCAAUCCGUGUGACGAUGCUGAGGUCUGAAUUAAAGCCUGACGACAGCAUCUCUCUCUCAUCUGCUGAAAGUUUGAUGUUCAGUCAGUUCUCGUGUAGUGCCUUAGACUUUAUUUGAGUUCUUCGGUUCUCGUUUGUUUGUUAACGCACUUGUGAUGUUGUGUGCCUUCGAAACAAUGUGUUUGAGCUUUUUUUUUUUUUUAAAUCGAGUGCCUAUUUAUCACAACCAAAGAUGCAACUGGAUGCAAUUUUGAUACAAAACAUUAAUAAAGAGAUGUCUGCUUUUCUCAGAG
Tachysurus fulvidraco (yellow catfish) is the source of this 5665-nucleotide messenger RNA. It is a transcript of the gene otud4, whose product is annotated as OTU deubiquitinase 4. Gene Ontology annotation, biological process: negative regulation of toll-like receptor signaling pathway; protein deubiquitination; negative regulation of interleukin-1-mediated signaling pathway. The transcript has 20 exons. Gene Ontology annotation, molecular function: cysteine-type deubiquitinase activity; K63-linked deubiquitinase activity. The record is from RefSeq and is a predicted model, not a curated record. NCBI's taxonomy places the organism in Eukaryota, Metazoa, Chordata, Actinopteri, Siluriformes, Bagridae. Bases 305 to 4153 code for a protein of 1282 amino acids.